This is a messenger RNA of Brachypodium distachyon (stiff brome), 2140 nucleotides long. Its product is annotated as ruBisCO large subunit-binding protein subunit alpha. The record is from RefSeq and is a predicted model, not a curated record. NCBI's taxonomy places the organism in Eukaryota, Viridiplantae, Streptophyta, Magnoliopsida, Poales, Poaceae. The transcript is spliced from 8 exons. Gene Ontology annotation, biological process: protein refolding. Gene Ontology annotation, molecular function: ATP-dependent protein folding chaperone; ATP binding. The coding region runs from base 142 to 1905 and encodes 587 amino acids.
GAGUAGGUUGGUAGCGAUCCGCUGCAACGUUCCGGAAUCUUCUUCACAACCCUCGACAAAGAACCCUUCUUUCUCCCUCCCAACCUUCCUUCCUCCUCGUCGCAGCCGCCUCCCAAAACCCUAGUAGACCCACCAGACGCCAUGGCCACCAUCCCCACCACCGGCACCUCCCUCCUCCCGGGCUCCUCCGCGCUCCAGAGGGACAGGAGAACGACCAGCAGCAGGCCGUCGGCGGCCAGGCUUCCCGGCACCGCCCGGCGUCGCGGGCACUCGGCGGUGCGCGCCUCCGCCAAGGACAUCGCCUUCGACCAGGCGUCCAGGUCCGCCCUCCAGGCCGGCGUCGAGAAGCUCGCCGCCGCCGUCGGCGUCACCCUCGGCCCCAGAGGAAGGAAUGUCGUCUUGGAUGAGUUUGGGAGCCCCAAGGUGGUUAAUGAUGGAGUUACGAUCGCUCGGGCUAUUGAGCUGGCUGAUCCCAUGGAGAAUGCUGGUGCCGCUCUAAUUCGUGAAGUUGCUAGCAAGACAAAUGACUCGGCGGGUGAUGGGACCACAACCGCAUCUGUCUUGGCUCGUGAGAUCAUAAAAUUGGGACUGUUGAGUGUUACCUCAGGAGCAAAUCCAGUAUCUAUUAAGAAGGGCAUAGAUAAGACUGUGCUGAGUCUAGUGGAGGAACUUGAGAAGAAGUCGAGGCCUGUGAAGGGCAGUGGAGAUAUUAAAGCUAUUGCUGCUAUAUCUGCUGGAAAUGAUGACUUUGUUGGGACCAUGAUUGCGGAGGCUAUUGAAAAGGUUGGUCCUGAUGGUGUUCUCUCGAUCGAGUCAUCCUCGUCGUUUGAGACUACUGUUGAAGUUGAAGAAGGAAUGGAAAUUGAUAGAGGAUAUAUCUCUCCUCAGUUUGUCACAAAUCCUGAGAAGUCAGUUGUUGAGUUUGAAAAUGCUCGCAUUCUUGUCACUGAUCAGAAGAUCUCCUCAAUAAAAGAAAUCCUUCCUUUAUUGGAGCAAACAACACAGUUAAGAGCACCACUUCUCAUAAUCGCAGAGGACGUAUCUGGUGAGGCUUUAGCAACUCUAGUGGUCAACAAGCUUAGAGGAAUUCUGAAUGUAGCUGCAAUUAAAGCUCCUGGUUUUGGUGAAAGGCGCAAGGCUCUUCUUCAGGAUAUUGCCAUUGUUACAGGUGCUGAGUUUCAGGCCAAAGAUCUCGGCUUACUGGUUGAGAAGACAACAGUGGAGCAGCUCGGCAUAGCCCGGAAAGUGACAAUCUCCCAGUCAUCCACAACCAUUAUAGCAGAUGUUGCCACCAAAGAUGAGAUUCAGGCAAGAAUUGCACAGCUGAAGAGAGAGCUUUCUCAGACAGACUCUGUGUAUGAUUCUGAGAAGUUGGCAGAGAGAAUUGCAAAGCUUUCUGGUGGAGUUGCUGUGAUAAAGGUUGGAGCUGCAACAGAGACAGAGCUUGAGGACCGAAAGCUCCGUAUAGAGGAUGCCAAGAAUGCAACUUUUGCAGCUAUAGAGGAAGGUAUAGUACCUGGAGGUGGUGCAGCUUAUGUUCAUCUGUCAACAUUUGUACCAGCCAUCAAGGAGAAGUUGGAUGACCCUGAGGAGCGCCUUGGUGCUGAUAUCAUUCAGAAGGCUCUAGUCGCACCUGCAGCAUUGAUAGCACAAAAUGCUGGAGUAGAAGGGGAGGUGAUUGUAGAGAAAAUCAAGGAUAGCGAAUGGGAGUUUGGCUACAACGCGAUGACCGACAAGCAUGAGAACUUGGUCGAAGCUGGUGUCAUUGACCCCGCGAAGGUGACGAGGUGUGCGCUGCAAAACGCUGCUUCGGUGGCUGGAAUGGUCCUGACUACCCAGGCCAUUGUCGUGGACAAGCCAAAGAAGAAGACUCCUGCAGCUGCCGGUGUACCCGAGGGCAUGUAAGAGUAUAAUGUUCUAUCCCAGGCUCUAGGGCGCAAGCGAUUUAGGAGUAUGUGUGGUGACCAUCAUUUUACCAAAGGGUGAGAGAUAACUGUGGGUACUUUUAUUAAGGAAUUGUGGUGUGUAAUGCCUUGUUUUAUUCCUUAUUUUGGUACCGCAUAAUACUGCCUUGAAACUAUUUAGCUGAGCUGAGAAUUUGAGAACGACAAUAAAUUUGGUAAAAAGUUGAGGAUGUCCA